GUUUCUAUUGGUGCUUUAGUCUGUCAUUCGUCUUCUGUAGCCCUGAGGUUGGCUAAUUGCACAGACAUGAUGGGAUAAUCCCGGUUAACAGAAGCUGAUGUCAGAUUGGUUUGGCUCACCACAAAUCCUAGUUGAGGUAGGCAAUGCAAGACGUCAGUCACUGUUGCAGAAGAAGUGGAGGGAGUGUCUGACUGCUCUGGAAUUUCCUUUCUGAUGGGCUGUCAGUCCACCUGCUAACCUGCCUGUUUAACUAUCCAAAUGGAGCUGCACUUGUGAUCUGAUACGCUCAAUCUCUAUUGCGACGUCUCCGCGCGCGCAGGGCCGUUUCAUAACAUUUUUGUCGCGCGCUCUGCGAUAUGGGGACCGUGCUCUCUUUAUCACCUUUUGCAACUAAAGGGACCAUUCUGCAAGAUGUAGGAGACGAAGCCAACGGGAAAAUAGAGAAAAGCCUUAAAAAACAGUCAGUGAUCGUGUCCACGCUCACAUUUAAACGGCUAGUGACUGCAUCAGGUAAGAAAAAAAGUGCCAAGAAAGUAAGUCCGAAUCCUCUUCCGCUGCCAGCGAGCAGCGACAGUCAGGUCGAGCAUCUGAAUCAGGAAAACUUCAGGAAAUCGCAACAGUCCGAGAAGAAAACGAAAAAUGGACCUCUUGCGGUGCCCAUCCCCGCGGUUCCUCCCCAUCUGGACCAGGAUCAGGACCAGUUCACUUCAGCGGCGAAGCAACUGGUGUCGGUUCAGAAGCAGCCCAGCAGCCGGUCGCUCAUCUCGCCGAGGCGCGUGAUCGUCCAGGCCUCCACAGGGGAGCUGCUCCGUUGCCUGGGCGAAUUCCUGUACAAACGAUGCUGCAAAGUCAAGGAACUCACCGCAAAUGAGGUUAUUCUCUGGUUCCGAAACGUGGACAGGACUCUGCUUUUGCAGGGCUGGCAGGACCACGGGUUCAUUACGCCUGCCAGCCUCGUGUUCGUCUAUCUGCUCAUUAGGGAAACUGUAACCGAUGAUGUUGACAAUCCACGUGAACUCCAAGGGACCUUUCUGACCUGCCUCUAUCUGGCGUAUUCCUACAUAGGGAACGAGAUCUCGUACCCUCUCAAGCCCUUCAUGGUCGACACCAAUAAGGACGUGUUCUGGGAACGUUCGUUAGAUGUCAUCGAUAAACUGAGCGGCAAAAUGCUGCAGAUUAACAUUGAUCCGCACUUUUUCACAGAGGUUUUCCAAGACUUAAAAAACGAAGGAGAUUAUAAGAAGGAUGGAAGCGAACUGGACCGCUGAGUGUGAUCAGAAUCUGAGCAGAGAUCAAUUACUACUGCUUUAUUGGAUGUAAUUGUAAUCAGCUCUGCCUGACUGUUGCAUUGCACCAUGAGCCGAUUUAUCAAUUUAGUAUUUAUGACACUGUUGUGUUGGCUUUGUUUUAACAGUAUUAAGUAGCCCGGUGAAGUGAUUUAUAAUAGCCAACAUCGCUUCACCGGUGUAGCUGCAGUUUUAUGCAUGUCGUAUAGAUACAUCAGUUGCUGUGAUUCACAGUCAUUCAUAAAAAGGGAAGGCACAACGUUUAUUAACUGUCAGUCUCAUCUGUCAUUUCUAAGUUAUCUGGGUCUCUAUCCUCCUGAGACCUAAAGAAAUGUUGUAUUUUUUAGGUAUGCAUUAGAUUUGUUUUACAUAAUGUACGUGAUUGGUGUAGCCCAAGCGGCAACCUCCCGCUCUUUCUCGUGAAGCCAACACGGAAGUGACUU
Molecule: messenger RNA, 1729 nt
Organism: Sinocyclocheilus rhinocerous
Lineage: Eukaryota; Metazoa; Chordata; Actinopteri; Cypriniformes; Cyprinidae
Product: cyclin-dependent kinase 5 activator 1-like
Exons: 1
Coding region: 357-1268 (303 amino acids)
Biological process (GO): axon guidance; brain development
Cellular component (GO): growth cone; cytoplasm; protein kinase 5 complex
Molecular function (GO): cyclin-dependent protein serine/threonine kinase activator activity; protein kinase binding
Source: RefSeq, a predicted model, not a curated record